This is a messenger RNA of Syzygium oleosum, 885 nucleotides long. RefSeq names its product glyoxylase I 4-like. The coding region runs from base 130 to 699 and encodes 189 amino acids. The transcript is spliced from 3 exons. The record is from RefSeq and is a predicted model, not a curated record. NCBI's taxonomy places the organism in Eukaryota, Viridiplantae, Streptophyta, Magnoliopsida, Myrtales, Myrtaceae.
UUACAAUCUCUCUCCACAUUCCUAAAUUCAUCGCAAAAUUUAAGCUGUUGAAGCUUUUUCGCGUUUCAGGUUUUCGAGUUCUUGAAGUUUUUAGUUUGCAUUGUCGUCCCAGAGAAGGGGGAAGGAGAGAUGUUUAAGGAAAGGAUCAUUGAGAAGAACCCUCUGCAUUUGAAGUGCUUGAAUCACAUAUCGAUGCAGUGCCGAUCGGUGGAAGAGUCCAUCGACUUCUAUUGUAACGUCCUCGGUUUUGCUCCCAUCCAAAGGCCCGGUUGCUUCGACUUCGACGGCGCUUGGCUAUUCAAUUACGGAAUCGGCAUUCAUCUGAUCAAAUCUGAGGACCCAGAUGGAAUGCCGAAAGUCGAACAAAUCAAUCCCAAAGACAGGCACAUCUCUUUCCAGUGCGAAAGCAUGGAAACGGUGGAGAAGAAGCUGAGGGAGAUGAAGAUAGGGUACGUGAACGGCCGAGUGGUGGAAGGCGGCGUCGCCGUCGAUCAACUCUUCUUCCACGACCCCAACGGUUCUAUGAUCGAGGUCUGUAACUGCGAGAACAUCCCGGUGGUCGUGCUCGACAAUGGCGGAGACGCCAUUCGAGGGUCCUCGAUAGCGAACAGCAAUAACGGGGUGGAGCGAGACCGACAGUACAAGUUUGUCAAGCAGCGUCAGCCGCAGAUACAUCGAACCGUGUGCGACACCAUAUGAAAUGAAUUGGGCUAACGAUUUUCAUGCAUGACAGUGAAGAAGAAGAAGAAGAAGAAGCAAGAUGGAGAGAUUCAGAAUUUGUUGUUUUGUCGAGCAUUCGUUCAAUCAUUUUUGUAUGUGUAUGCUUUUGGUUUUUGAACUUUUGUUGCUUUCGGACUCGAGUUCGAUGUGCAUCCAAAUUUCAUU